AUGAGCAGCUCUGCCGGUCUAGCAUCUUACUCGUCUCUCUUCGCCGCUGGACUCGAUCCCAAUCGCAGUGCCCACUAUGCCCGUCCUGACACAGCGGCCGCUCCUGCCAGCAUGUCGCGGUACAAGGAAUUUCCGAUGAAUAUCGGCCAACGAAGACCUUCUGUUGAUACCGAUUCGUUUUAUUCCAGGCGCUCCUCGCUCCCCGCCUGGAGUCCGACAACGGCUGACAUGCGUCUACGGCGCCAUCCAUCGUCUAGCAAUUCCCAGAACAUUUCUUUUACUCCUUCAGUCCUCUUUCGCUCAGAUACGACCGCCACGAGACGCACAAACUUAAAGUCUUUCUUAUCCCUCGACGCCAAUGACCAAACUCUUUCUAUCAAUCGUGUACAUAACGAUCAGCAAUCCGAUUUUUCUCGUCAAACCCGUGCAAUCUCUGUGGGUAGCUCGGCCUGGCUGGCCUCAUUGCAAUCACCCUUCUAUGCGAGUUUUGCAAAUGCUCCCUUGUCCAUGACAGAUACUCCGUUCGCUACGGACCAAACUACCUCGUCAACUCACUCUGACGCCUAUGCGCCCACACAGCCUGCGCCGCGGCACAAUUCGCGGAUGACGGCGGAACCAGUAUCGCUUGACAUGGUCAAGGCUUCUAUUUCGGACGAGCCACCCCGUUUGGAAGUUCGCCUGGACGCUUCCUCGUCUCGACUCUCCUUCGAUCCGUCCGUUCAGCUCGCAAAGACGCGAGGGUCUGUCCCCUCCAUCGCCCAAUCAAUCCCCGCACGACCAGAGUAUGAGCCACGCGUGCGUUCCUCGGUUCCCAGUGGCUCGGCCAUGUCCUCUCCGCCACCGGUCCCUCAACGCGCCAUUCAUCGCAAUAUCAGCAUCGCGAGCGCUAGCACGUUUAAAUCAAUGACUCCAUCCCAACGAUCCGCAAUCAAACGUUCGCGUAGAAACGAGGCCCUGGCGCGUCUAGAGGGAAAUUACUAUGAUCCCGCUCCACACGUCCAAGCCAAUGGGUCGUUUAUGCCAUUUGGAUCUGACGAAGAGGAAGAAGAAGAAGAGGAUGAUGAAGAGGAAACGGAAAAUGAAGCAACCAGCCCGCGUAGGUUACCAGUCUCUACGCCCACGUCGCCUCCGCCGGCCAUCAAGCCGCCGUCCCCUCUGCGCUAUCGAACACCGGAGCCGCGCAAGUUUGUCGAGGUAGAAAGGCCGGAAGGAUUGCAUCCUAUCGCAGAAGCAUCGUCAAGCAUGAGCCCGUCUACUCGAGCACCCAAGGGAGCUGUUACUUCAUCCGAUCAGGCACCACCCAUCGUCGUGCACCAGUCCAUGUGGCCUUCACUGCAAGGGGCAGAAGAGGAUGAUGACGAUGGGGAUCACCCCUUUUCCACGACGCCUCACCAGCAUCAGACGCCUAGUCGAUUGGCAACCCAGCAGGGACCGUCGCCUCUAUCGAGCAAGAUGAAUCUCUCACAUCAUUCUGCUAUGAACUCGACAUCUUCACUCUCGUCCUUUACGCCAUUUUCCUCUGUUGACAAAAAUCGGUCCCGGAAUCCGUCCAUUGCAGGAAGGGCAAUGUCCCCAUCUCAAGGAUCGAUCCAUUCGCCACAAAUGCGACCAUAUGCCGAAUCAAUGCACACCGUGGAGACGCAAUCAGUUCGUAGCAACGAUGAUGCUUCUGUCGAGAGCUUGUCGAGCGAGGGUGGUCUUGCUAGUGUGUUGGGAACCUCUGACAGGAAACGGCGACCUCAAUCACCUCGUACGCUGGAUUCCCGGAGCCGAACACGAACUACACGACCGCGGCAAGUGCAAAACCUACAUAUCCCGGUCAGCGCAUCGUCACUAGAUGAUCAUGCUGCCGCUGCUGGUAGUGUCGCUGCCAAUGUGCCGCUUUCGAGAAAUAUUCUCAACACGACUGAUGCCUCUUCGAGUGGGUGGAUGUCGAAUGCGACGCUGUCGUCCAUCUCUGUGGCGCAAGCGCCCAGUCCGCAACCCACGAGUCCGUUACCGAUGAAUAGCAAGCAUUCGAAUGAAAAGGGAAGUGGGAAGCGGUCGAGGAAUAAGGAUGUGUCACCGCCGUCGCCCCCGCAUGCCAAAGCCAAGGGAUCCAAGUCGAAGCGAGGGGUGGUCGAGUACGAGAAUUGGUUGGACAUGUCCGGGGACGAAAAGUCGGGCAUUUCAAAGGACGGAUCUACAAAGAAGCGACGAUGGUUGUUUGGCCUCUAG
Serendipita indica DSM 11827 is the source of this 2217-nucleotide messenger RNA. NCBI's taxonomy places the organism in Eukaryota, Fungi, Basidiomycota, Agaricomycetes, Sebacinales, Serendipitaceae. The record is from the annotation of a GenBank genome assembly.